This is a messenger RNA of Onychostoma macrolepis, 860 nucleotides long. RefSeq lists its product as uncharacterized. The record is from RefSeq and is a predicted model, not a curated record. Bases 1 to 840 code for a protein of 279 amino acids. The transcript has 4 exons. Lineage: Eukaryota; Metazoa; Chordata; Actinopteri; Cypriniformes; Cyprinidae.
AUGAUUGAACAGCUUCUUAAUGAGCUCAUGGGGGUAAAGGGCAGAGACUAUCUUGGUGUCCCUCUCUUGGACCACGAGAGAAUGCAGCACAUAUGGCAAACCCAGAUGAAGCAUGUGAAAUGCAUUCAGGAUGAACCAGGUGUCCUCCUGUACACUGUAACUGGCACCACUACCAAAGAGGGCAUUGUCUUGUCAAACUACAGAUGUGCAAGAGGGUCCACAUCACUUGAAUCAUUCCACUUGCAUCUGAACAGGUUCAUUCCAGGAACCAGUGCCAACAGCCUGAAUUUCCAGCUGUACCUCCUGGAGGGCCUUUACAGAUGGAACCAGGACCGUGAAGCUGCAUCUCUAGCAGUCAGGGAUCCAUCGCUGCUCAGCUACUCAGGCGACCUUGUUCAAUGUGUCAACAACUACAGUGUCAAGGUGCUUGGAAGGAAGCUUGUCCCCUCUUUUCAGCCACCUUCUGUUUACACUGGGGAGCUAAUAGGUGUAGAUUACCUAUACCGCCAGACAGGGAGGGCCUUGCAGGAUGUCCAGCCUGACUCAGAGGAGACUGAGCAGAUGCUGGAAGAUGUAGGCACAGAGGAAGAGUUGGAAGAUGAGGGCUUUGAAGAUUCUGGUUUGGACCCAACGGUUGGGCUACUGGACCCAUCCCCUGGUCCAUCACCUGCCACCACCAGCUCAGCCGUCAUUCCAACUCCCACAUCUGAUAUCACUACAGCUGCACUUGAGCAACAACUGAUUGGGCAUGCUUGUCCCAGCUCUGCUGCUGCUAGUCCCUCUUCACUGCCAUCACCCGUCACCCCUGCAGCACCACAACAGCUGGCAAGUCUUUUGUGACAUGUUGUAUCAUUUACAUU